Molecule: messenger RNA, 2970 nt
Organism: Microbotryum saponariae
Lineage: Eukaryota; Fungi; Basidiomycota; Microbotryomycetes; Microbotryales; Microbotryaceae
Source: the annotation of a GenBank genome assembly
AUGUUUUACAAAAGAUGCAGUAACAACCUCUUACUUGUCUAUCUGGCGACACUGAGUACGGCAAUCCCCUACCCAGGCUUCCCAAGCGGCUCUACGUCUCGAACACCCGGAGCAGAGCACCAGCAUCGACCCUCAACCAACUCCACCACUUCCUCCAAGUCAAUCCCGAUCAACCCUUUCAGCACGCCCGAUGUGUUGGCGGGCAAGACAUUUGACUAUGUCAUCGUAGGGUAAGCACAACAUCUUCUGAUUGAUACAUCAUGCUCUCCGUGCGGGGCAAAACAAAGGCCUCCCGCCGUCGCAACCGUCAACUGAUGUCCUGACCCUCUCUACCUCCUAUACCACACCGGGUCAUCCUUUUCUUACCCUUGCCUCGGUUCUCUUUCUCGGCUCCCCCGGUUUCUGGCCCCAGAGGAGGGACGACGGGUCUGGUCCUAGCUUCACAUUUAUCGAAAGAUGCUUCAAAACGAGUCGCGGUGAUCGAGGCGGGCAAAGAUGGUGGUGAAGUGAUGCAUGAUCAUAUCUUGCCUCCUGGUUAGUUGUUCCCACGCCGACCCAAGCUUGGAACAUUUCUCUCGUUUUCACUUGCGCCGUUGGACCUCUCUGAUGGGCGUAACGCUACUCUCUCGUCUGGGUUAAACAGCUCGAGCAUACCUCAAUACCCUUUCGACACCAACUUCGGACUACGAUUGGCACUACCAAACGACGCCUCAGCGCGGGCUCGACGGUCGACAAGUUUUCUUGCCGAGGUGGGUGCGAUCGAUCGGGACGAGCUCGGAUGAGUAUCCCUUUUACUCAUGUAGUCAUGCUCGUAUAUCGCAGAGGUAAAGUCCUAGGCGGAUCGAGUGCGGUCAAUCACCUCUACAUGGUGCAACAGAGCAAGAUCGAGCAAGACGCCUGGGCCGAUCAGGUUGGAACCGAAGAUUGGUCAUGGAAUACGCUCUACCCUUACCUGAAGAGUAGGUGAUGUAACCCACACACGUGGGCCUCUUUUAGUCACGUGGGGACUGAUUUGGAGCGCUGGAAUGUCUUCUACAGAGACUGAGAACUAUUCGGCACCUUUGCACAUCGACGAAACAAAGAUGGUCGUGGAUGAAAAUGUGCAUGGUAAGGGAGGGCCGAUUCAUUACUCCUACCCAGGUUACAACUACCCUUCUUUGGAUACUUGGAUCGACACCCUCGGACAUCUGGGCAUCGAAUCACGCGAUCCGGGAGGUGGAAAUAGGUGAGCGAGCCUGUGGAUUGUGUCCUCCUAAGAGAAGGAGGAUAGUUGACCUACUGUGCUGUGCUACUUCUCACCCACCAGCUAUGGAGCCUUCAUCGCCCCCUCCUCCAUCAACCCGGAUGGUUGGGAACGUUCCUAUGCCAAGAAUGGCUACCUCGACCCCGUUGCCGAUCGUCCUCAUCUCGUCGUACUCACGGGUCAUCAAGUGACCAAGAUCAAUUUCAAUGGUACGACUGCCACCAGUGUCUCCUUCGCUUCUGGGGCAAACAGAACGGUCUACACCGUCUCGGCGACGAAGGAGAUCAUCCUAUGUGCCGGAGCGAUCGGAACACCUCAACUGCUACUCGUCUCCGGCGUCGGGCCUAGGUCUCAAUUAGAAGCGCUCCAAAUUCCGAUCGUGAUGAAUUUGCCCGGCGUCGGAAAACAUCUUCGUGAUCAUCUCUCGGGAAGUCUGACUUUCGACGUUACCGGUCGAGUUGACGUGACUGCGGAGCUGCUCGAGAGGAACGCGACGUUCGCUGCGCAGCAGAUGACAAUGUGGCAAUUGUGGGAUCCUAGCUCGCUAUACAAUGCCCCGGACAAUGCUCUCGCUUACUUGAACCUCACAGUAAGUUGACCGAUCAUCGUGAGCUCACCGCUCGAAUUAAAGCUCACAGGUUCCGGCCAUCGCAGACCCUGCUCGGACCCGACAAUGCGGAAGCGUUCCUCUCGCAACUCAGAGAAUACAAACCGAUCGCCGUCGCUGGUUACUCUAAUGAUGAAUCUGUUCAAAAAGGGUACGAUGCGGUCUAUGAUUCUGAGGUGAAUACCAUCUAUCCUUCGGUCAUCGGUCAGGCAGAACUUGCGUUGAGGUGAGUAGUCCCAUCACAACGUUCUUGAACGAGGUCUUCGUACUGAAAACUCCGAUUCGGUUUGCGCAGAAACACCGGAUCUGGCAAGUAACACAAGCGUAUGCGAAUCCCAACGAGAAAUCACUGACUUGAGCUCAUAACCGUGCCAGGCGGUAUCUACGGCAAUUCCACCCUAACCCUCUCCCUCCAAGCCUCCUUACAACACCCCCUAUCCCGCGGAUCGAUCACCAUCAAUUCGACCUCGACCUUCUCACCCCCCGUCAUUGAUCCCGGUUACCUCACUCACCCAGGGGACAUCCAAGUCUUCCGAGAAGCGUUCAAGUUCGCUCGUAAGGUUUCUCAGACCCCUCCGUUGUCGACUCUGGUGGUGACGGAAAUUACACCUGGUACGGGGAGCGUUUCGAGUGAUGAGGAGUGGGAGGAUUGGAUCCGUGAGUACUUGUUUGGACUGAUCACCUCCCAUGAUGAUCAUACUUUAACGUAUCUCUCAACUCUCCAGGCAAUUCCACUACCACCUCCCACCACCCCACCUCCACCUGUUCCAUGCUCCCCCUCUCCCUCGGAGGUGUAGUCGACCUCUCUCUCCGAGUCUACAACCUCAUCGGGCUGCGCAUCGUAGACGCCUCGGUUAUACCCAUAUCGAUGUCCGCUCACCCUACGGCACCCUUGUACGGUCUUGCGGAAAGGGCGAGUGAGUUGAUUCUCAAUACGGCUUGGGUCACCGUUGGAUCGGAAGCUGCAUCGACGAGGAGUAAAAGUUCGGGCACAAAGCCCUCGUCGACAAUGAAUAAGGGGAAGGGGUCCAACUUCUCAGGAGGUAAUUCUCUCAAGGUUGUUGGACUUCAUCGACUGUUCUACACUCUCGUGGCGUUCGUGAUAGCUUUAAUCGUGUGA